Messenger RNA from Nomia melanderi (Alkali bee), 4885 nucleotides. It is a transcript of the gene cutlet, whose product is annotated as chromosome transmission fidelity protein 18 homolog. The record is from RefSeq and is a predicted model, not a curated record. Gene Ontology annotation, molecular function: ATP binding; ATP hydrolysis activity. NCBI's taxonomy places the organism in Eukaryota, Metazoa, Arthropoda, Insecta, Hymenoptera, Halictidae.
CGUACAACGCCAGACAUUCAAUGUUGUCCGUAAGUUGACGUCUCUCCAAGUACCUUCUGAAAAUUUCUCUGCCUCGUGGGUGAGACAGGGUUCUGUGUAUAUUAUCUGUGAUCUGGUCUAAUUCUUCGCGGUUGAAACCGGAAGUGCACUUCCCGAUGCAGCCGAUUACCUGAGUCGGUAGGGUCUGCAUACUUCAUUCCGCCUGAGAACAAAACAGUUCCAUGUACUUCGCUAUGUUACGAAAUAUUAUUUGUUGACUAAUUUGAAAUAUUAUUUGUUCGAUAAGUUCCAUCGAAGGUAAACUGGGAAACAAGAAAUUGGUGCAAUAACACGUCAGGCGGGACAAACAAUGACACAGGUGUACCAUCGUAGUCAAAUUACUGUUUAAGAGAAACAAGCGUCAGCAGGUAACACUUUAUUUAGGUUACGCGUAAAAACAAGCUGUUGAACGAUCCAAUUAUCGACAUUAGAGGGCACACGAAAGUAACGCCACAAAUCUCGUUAUCGGUUUAAUUCAUGCUUUCCCCGGGCACGUGACACUAUCGCCGUUGUUAUCGUUUGGGCAACCGAAACAGAGAGAGUUAUUGAUCGGUACUUCUACAGAACCGGAUUCACAGUGGCUGGCUGUCUUAAUCGGCCGACGUUGCGUGUCUUCGGCGACCAAGAAAUGAUAACUUUUAUCGAACAAUACUUUACUGUAGAUUCUUAUAUAAUUAUUCAUAUGUGCAGUCUGUUACCAAACAAAGCUCAGAUAUAAUAUUUCUUUUGUAGGCUAUCGUAUGUGUGGCAUCAGUUUCUUUGACAGUACGAUAUUACAUCAUACAUGCGAUAAUGAAUAUAGGUAGUUAUGUACUCUGUGCGAUGUUCAUAUAAUUCGCAAAUGUAUUGUAUUUUAUAUAUGUAAACUAACACUGAAGUUACUUGUAAUUCCUACGGUGAAUUUCAUUGUAAUUACUUACAACCGAUAGAAAUAGAAAUAUUUGUCGAUUGAUACCUGCUGGCGCUGUGUCUCACCGUUCACCCUUGUAGACGAUUGUACUACAAUGAUUCACACAUAAAGAUAAGAGAUAUUUAAGAUAAGAGAUAAAUGUCAUCUAAUUCCGUAGAGUUUAAACUCUAACACUUUACGAUGGAAUCACAACGAUCCUGGUAACGAAAUGAUACUAACCGUGUAUUUGUAGAACAUGAACGUUAUUUUUAAACAGAACGGGGAAUAUGUCCUGCGAGGUUAUUCGUGAAACGCUGCGCGCCGACUGACGCGUGACUCGGUGAGCCGAAAAUAUAUUCAACGAUGGUAACAAUGGGCGCUGGAUUCGCACGGACGUGUUUCCCCUUUCCGUCGAGUAAUCAUCGAAAAUGUUACUCACUUCUAGCUAUUUAAUUUUGAGAAUUUUUUAUUGUAAUCGUUUAGCUUGGCUUUGCUUCGUUUGCAAAGAAUUGAUGGAGCUCUUCGAGUUCUGGAUUGUAAUUCUUUGAUCUCAAAUGGACCGAUUAAUUGAUUUCUGGAAGAUGAAAUAUUUUUAAAGGAAUUGUAGAUUGUAUUUUGGUUCUUAUGGUAGAAAUUACGCUGAACUUAUUUCAGCCCGAAUGUGGUCAGUAUUCUUUAAAUGGUAUUUAUUAUUCGGAGCACAGUGGGUGAAGUAACUGCACGUCACUCGGAAUGCGAAAUGGUCUCUUGAAUAGUAAACUGACAAUAGCUGGUAGAUGCUAGAGCAAUGAAGAAAACUCUAUAAAAGUCUAUUUUAUAAGAUUGAUUUAUUUCGAAGUAUAGAUUUGUAAUUAUACAAAAUAAUCGCUGUAGGAUGUAUGAUGUUGUUAUUUAUGAGGAAAUAAAAUGUUUAAAUAAACCCAUGAAGAGUAUUUGAUAGUUAUUAAACAUUGUUAAGAAUUAUACACUGUUUUUAAAUUUUUAAUUGUUAAUUACGAUGGAUAGAUUAUUCAAAUUUACCGCCAUAAAAUGCGCGGGGAAAUGUACUUAGACGGAGUCAGAAUGUAUAACUGGAAUUGAAUUAGCAGAAAAACAAUAUUUAACUAUUUUAUAUAUUCAUAAUUAUACGUAUUUGGUAACUAAUUGGAAUUAUGGAUUCCGAAUUUCCUGAUCCUGAUGAAGAAUUUGAUUUAGUCCACGCAGAUGAAUAUGAACUUCUGAAAGAAAUUGAAGAAUAUGAAGGGCAGAAGACACAAAAAUCUCAAGAAAUUCAAAAUGUACAUAAUGAACAUAAGAAGAAAGAUGAAUCAGUUAAUGCAACACCUAAUACAUAUAAGGAAUCAAACUCUACCAUACACAAUGUACACAAGGAAUUGAAUAUUUUCACAACUAAUAAACACAAUGAUUUCAUUACCCCUAGUAAUAAAGGAUCUGAUAGUAUUGAUAUAGAUAAUACAAAAAAACGAAAUUAUGAUGAACUGUUUGGAGACAUUUCUGACAUAAUAGAUCUCAAUGAUCAUGUUGAUAUCUAUGAACCUACAGGAAAGAAACCAAGGUGGGAUCAGCCUGAAAAUAUAAUUAAAGUAGUAUUAGAUGCUAGAGAAAAAUUUCAUGUACAUAGCAGAGGAGUAUCUGUUAAAAGAAAAUAUUAUGAAGAAAAUGAAGAUACAAUAUCUUUACGAGUUCCUCGCUGGAAUUUUGUGGCUUUAACCAGGCCACGUGAUGCCCAGCGUAUAUAUAUUAGGUUAAAAGAUGAUACUGAACCCAAUGUGAAAGAAAGUACCCGCACAUUUUCCAAUUUAUUGUCUGUACCUUAUGAUCAAUUGAAGGCUGAAGCAGAAGAAAUUAUGGUGCAAAACGCUAAACGUGCUAGUUGUGAAAAUUCUAAUGUUUCAACCACAGGCUUCAGGCAAGAUAAUGAGCUGUGGGUUGAUAAGUAUAGACCAAGAUCUUAUAUAGAAUUACUUUCAGAUGAAAGUGUGAACAGACAUUUAUUACAUUGGAUAAAACUCUGGGAUAAGGUAGUAUUUAACCGGAAUUAUGUACAAAAUAAAAAGAAAAAACUGUAUUCCACAUUCAGAAAUAGGAAAUUUAUCAAUGAAAAAGAUAUUGAAGAGGUAGACAAUAGAGGAUUCCCAAUUCAAAAAAUAGCUUUAUUAACUGGACCACCUGGAUUGGGGAAAACUACAUUAGCUCACUUAGCAGCUAAACAUGCUGGAUAUAAUGUGGUAGAAAUCAAUGCCAGUGAUGAAAGAAGUCCUGAUGCCUUCAGGCAAGUCCUUCUUUCAUCAACACAAAUGAAAGCUGUAAUGGGAAGCGAACCACGACCAAAUUGCCUCGUUUUAGAUGAAAUUGAUGGGGCGCCAGUAGCAUCAAUUGAACUUUUACUGAAAUUUGUUCAAGGUAAACUAGUCCAGAAAGGUAAAAAGGAUAAGGGAAAGGGUGAUAAACAAUCCCUGACUUGUCAUCGCCCUGUAAUAUGUAUUUGCAAUGAACCAUAUACUCCUUCAUUAAGAUCCCUCAGAGCAACUGCACUUAUUAUAGCAGUACCAGAAGUGAGUCCCGCAAGAUUAGCAGAUAGAUUAAUGGAAGUAUCACGAAAAGAAAAUUUAAAAGUCAAUCCAGACGUACUUCUGAAAUUAGCUGAAAUAUCCGGUUGUGAUGUAAGGUCGUGUUUAGGCGCACUCCAAUACAUGGGAGGCGCCAAAUUAGGAGACAAUGUAUCAUUUGCAUUAAAGGACAGCAGGAAAGGAUUAUUUGAUUCGUGGAAGCAGAUACUAGCAAUACCUAUGGACAAAAGAGGAAUACUUCCUAUUUCAAAGAGAGUUAGUCUUGUACUGAAAACUGUACAAAAUGCGGAGACAGAAAAAUUAGCACAGGGGAUAUUCCAUAACUACCCAGAAGUUUGUUGUGAUAAAAUGAACUACAUAGUCCUAUGUUUACAGUGGUUUCAGUUCUUUGAUGAAGUACUAUCUCUAGUUGCAAACUCCCAAGUCUGGUCUGUUAUGCCCUAUACAAAUUAUGCUUUCAUCACAUGGCAUUUAUAUUUUCCCAAUGCAAAAAACAUUAAGUUAUCUUAUCCCUCCGUACCAUACGAAAUGCAUCAAAAACAAGCAAAAAGUAUAGGUAUCCUAACGACCGUUUAUAAAAGUAGCGGUCGUGAUAUCAUAACGUUGGCGGUCGAUAUUGCUCCUUUCUUGCCAGAUUUACUGUGUCCUCGAUUGCGAACAGUUUCUGGACAUUUACAUUCGACCAAAGAAAGAAAUGAUCUUGCUCGUUUGGUAAAUGUUCUACUCGAAUUUGGUCUGACAUUUGCACAAGAAAGAACUCCUGACGGAAUCUAUGAUUAUAAUCUAGAUCCGAACAUAUUUGAAAUUGGUAUUUUUCCUGAAUGCAAACAUCGUCGAACUCUUGCGUAUGCGAUGAAACAAAUAAUUGUUCAAGAGUUGGCAGCUGAACGUUUACGGCGGGCUUCAAACGCUCUGCUUAAUACAAAAAAUUCUACAGAAAAAGUAGAUGACAACACCAAAAGAAAUAAUAAUACAACAAAGGCAGCUUCCAAAGAACAAGUUAAAAAGCCUGAAACGCAGAUAAAGGAAAUUACAUAUAAAGAUUUCUUUGGAAGAGUAAUUACGGUAGAUCAAGAUAAACAAAAAAAGUCAGAUAAAGAAUCCAACAAUUCGCACAACUUUUUGACGAAAUAUGGCGUUUGUUAUAAAUACAAAGAAGGUUUUAGUAAUGCUGUUCGUCGAAACAUAACUAUGGCAGAUCUCCUUUGAAUUGUAAAAUAAUUAUGGCAGCUCUGCUCCAAGUUGUAACAUAAUACAUUUUUUUAUUCAGUUUUGACAAUAAAGUUAUUUAUUUUAUACACACAUCUUAAAAUUCCCAAACAUGAAAUUACUAUAGGGAUGAAGUAUUAUCUAGUUAUUUAAUUUUAUUCCUGCUACGAUAACUCAA